AUGAAAAAUGCAAAGCGUCCGCUUACAGAUGUAAUGAAAGCACGACUCCUCUCUCGUUUUCGCAGCACAUUGGCUGAAUCGAGUGCUCCGAAGCGACGCGGUAAGGAACGGGCAGCCCCUAAGACGAAGCGACUUUCCGUACUUAAAAGGGGCAUUGUCAAUGAUCGGAAAGUCAGGCGUGAGCUACAGCAAUUGCUCAAAUCCAAUGAAGCACCACCAGUGGCUAAAGAAACGCCAACAAAAGUUUUGAACAUCGCUCCACCUCGUAUUCCAGAACUGGAUUCUCAAAUCGAGCAGUUACUAAAACCACUCGCAGAGUUUCACGAUCGUGCCUACAAGCAGACUGCUAACCAGCCCGCGAAAAGAAAGAGUACUAGACGGAUCAUCUGUGGUUUUCACGAGGCUAUCAAAAAUCUAAAGCUGAACAAGCUAAAAUUUUUAAUAGUUGCAAGUGAUCUCGAGAAGGGGGCCUAUCAAAUCGGUGCGUGUUGGAUUUUUUUUUCCGUUAACUAA
This is a messenger RNA of Mesocestoides corti, 513 nucleotides long. The record is from the annotation of a GenBank genome assembly. NCBI's taxonomy places the organism in Eukaryota, Metazoa, Platyhelminthes, Cestoda, Cyclophyllidea, Mesocestoididae.